This is a messenger RNA of Drosophila innubila, 2809 nucleotides long. RefSeq lists its product as uncharacterized. The transcript is spliced from 3 exons. The record is from RefSeq and is a predicted model, not a curated record. Bases 694 to 2406 code for a protein of 570 amino acids. Lineage: Eukaryota; Metazoa; Arthropoda; Insecta; Diptera; Drosophilidae.
GCGCUCGCUAUAUUAUUUAACCGGAACCUGCGUUGCUCAAAUCGCUUGGAUUUAGUUCAACUUGACAACCCUGGAGACCACACAUUUACAGCUGACAACGAAAGCAACAGCUGACGAGGCAGCACGACGAAGCGAACAAGCAAUACUUCGUGCGUAUGGAAUAGAAAAUUGGAAAAAGGCAACUGCACAGUGAAAAAGUUAAGAAAAAUGUGGUUUUUAGAUAAAUAAUUGUAUAGCAAAGAAUCGCAGGUCAACAAAAGACUAAUAUAAACGAGUUCAACGCACAAAAUAGGCUAUGAAAUUGCUGUCUAAAUCGUAGAUUCGUCGUUGUUGUUGCUGUCGCAUUUCGUAUCGAGUAGAAAGAAGUCAAGAAAGCAGAUGACAGAUGAACAGAAAAAACUAAAAUCUACGUGCAAAUUUGUGAAAUUCAUUGAAGAUUGAGAUAACAAACGAAUGCAGAGGCAUUGCUGCAAAUAAUUCUAAUUAUACAACAGCCCAACUGUGUUCCCCUCAAAGAACGAAACUGGUUAUACACACAGCUACGACGACGACGACAACCACGACAACAACAACGACGACGACGACGACAACAACAACGGCGACGGUGACAGCGACGGCGACGGCGACGAAGGAACGGGAGCAGCAGCAGCCGCAGCAGCGAAAGGCAGUUCGACGCAGCACAGAGUGAGGGCAAUGGAAAAAAUCAAACAAAAGGUAAUUGGCGUGCUGCGCGAGCGCGACGGUGGCACGAAUGUGAAUCGCAGCAGCGGCGGUGGCGGUGGCGUCUCUGCUGCUGGCGUUGGCAGUCUUCAGGUGCGCGUGGGCGUGGCCGUUACAAUCGGGGUCACGCAGGACAAUGGCAAUGGCAACGAUAACGGCAAUGGCAAUGGCAACGGCAACGCCCCUGGACCAGAACGCAAUGAUGCACAUGCAAAUGGACUCAAUCCUGCGGCUGGAACUGGUGCUGCUGGUGGAGUUGCCGGAGCGAGUGGUGCGGCACGCACCUCAGUCCUAUCGCGGCCACAGACCUCGAAAAUCAGUGCACUUGACCUGGCCGGAAUAUUGAAUACGCGGCGACGACUCGAAUGGACCAAGGAAUGGCUGCGAAAGAAUCAAUCCGAGUUUCUCAGCAAGGAGAACUUGCUCAGCGAGCUGCAGUCGCGCAAGGACGAGUGCUACCAUUUGAAUUACUUCCUAGCCAUAACCGAGAGCCAGUUUCGGUAUCUGGUGCAAAAACUGGAGCCAAUCAUCAGCCAAUAUGCACCGCAGCGCAAAAAGAAAUCCUUCAGUGCUGAGGAGCGUCUGGCCAUAACGCUCAAGUAUUUGGCGACGGGUGAAGUACAUUCUUGUCGAAACUACUGCUUCCGUGCCUCGAAAUUUGUGAUAAACGAAAUGAUUGCCAAUAUCUGUCUGGGCUUCUACGAGCACCUCAAGGACCAAUACGUGACACUACCAAAGACUGAUGAGCAGUGGCGCAACGCGGCCACGGACAUGGAGCGCAAACACAACUUGCCCCACUGUGUGGGCAAUCUGUUCAUGCGCAGCAUUCAGUUGCAGAACAACAUCGGCAGCAGCAACAACAGCAACAACGAUGAUCGCAAACGUGCGGCCGUCAUUUUUACGGCCAUCGUGGAUGCCGACAACAAUUUCCAGUAUGUGAAGGUGGAACGUGCGGCGAACAGUCGACCAAAUGAUAUCUAUAACCAGACCACUGCCGUUGAGCUUAUCGAGCAAAAGAUGCAGGCGCUCGAGGCUCGAUUGGAGCCAGAUCAUCAGGGUUAUUAUCUGGCUGGUGAUUCCGUGCUACCAAGUACAUCGUACUUGGUCAGCACACGCAAUGUGAGCGAGGACAGUGCCGUUUACGAUGCCCUGGAACAGAUCAAUGCUCAUGCGGAGCAAACGAUGCGCAUAUUGUGCAAUAUAUUUCCCAUAUUGGCGCAGCCCCUACGCGUCAGCGAGAAGCACAUUGGCCAGGUGGUGCUCGGCUGUGUGGCGCUCUAUAACUUCCUGCGAAAGACAGACGAUUCAUUUCGGCGCAACAGUGACAACAUUGUGCAGCAGCGAGGCGGAUUGGAGCAACUGCAGCCCGCCUAUGUGGACAGUGAAGACAUCGACGAUGACUGCAUCAUGCUGGCCACCGAAGAGGAGCUGCGAGAGCGGGCCGAGUUCACGCCCAGCGUUGGCCUGACCACCUGCUUCCAAACACUGUGCGCCCAGCGCGGCGACACGCCCGAGGGACAGGCAAAGCGAGACUGGCUGCUCAAGCUGCCCAUUUUGGGUAAACAGCAACAAAAUGGCAACAGCAACACUAUCAGUAACAGCAACAGUAACAUCAAUGGAACUGGCAAUGGCAAUGGCAAUGGCAUUGCCAAUGGGAAUGCCACUGCAAAUGGGGGCUUAUAUUAGUGCAAUUUUUACCUAAGUACUUUACGAAUUUUGUAUAGUUCCUUGUUUUCUAUUUUCUAAACCUUAAUCUGUAUCUACUGUAUAUGUAUCUGUAUCUAUUCUAUCUUUAUCUGAAUUGGCAUCAGCAUCGGUUAUGUUGCUAACCAUAGUUUAUUGCCUCUCAUUCUUCUGCAUUAAGUGAGCUGUUCUUUUGCUUCUGUGCUUCUUCUCUUAAGGUUCUGUAAAGUUAGUUUAGGUAAUAUUUGGUUUAAUUUGGAAGUUCAGUGAAUGCUAUGUGAUGUCUCAAAUCUCUAUUGUGGCCCAGUGCUCCCGGGGAGUAGCGUGAAAAUGCAAAAAGGAAACUAGUAGGCGCGAAGUAGAUCGAGAUAAAAUAAUAUAUAAAAAAAAAAAAAAUAAAACAAAA